Pangasianodon hypophthalmus (striped catfish) is the source of this 5403-nucleotide messenger RNA. It is a transcript of the gene itsn2a, whose product is annotated as intersectin 2a. Gene Ontology annotation, molecular function: protein binding; calcium ion binding; guanyl-nucleotide exchange factor activity. NCBI's taxonomy places the organism in Eukaryota, Metazoa, Chordata, Actinopteri, Siluriformes, Pangasiidae. Bases 193 to 5343 code for a protein of 1716 amino acids. Gene Ontology annotation, biological process: positive regulation of Rho protein signal transduction; intracellular signal transduction. The transcript is spliced from 40 exons. The record is from RefSeq and is a predicted model, not a curated record.
AACCUGGAUACCUGGAUACAGAGAGAGAGAGAGAGAGAGAGAGAGAGAGAGAGAGAGAGAGAAUAAAUCCCCGCCAUUCACCCGGUCAGGUCAGGAACGGAGCGAUCCUCCAGAGUCCGGAGUCCUCGCGACGUGCACGAUGAGUGUUAGCUAGCCAGCUGAACAGAAGAUACUUGAAUCCCACCUGCAGCCAUGAAUGGUGGGUUUAAUAUUUGGGCCAUAACCCCAGAAGAGAGAGGGAAGCAUGACAAACAGUUUGACUCCCUCACUCCCACUCUGGGAUACGUGUCAGGAGAUCAAGCACGCAAGUUCUUUCUGCAGUCUGGACUUCCUGCUUCAGUACUGGCUGAGAUCUGGGAGUUGGCUGAUAUGGGGAAGGAUGGAAAGAUGGAUCGUUUGGAGUUCUCCAUUGCCAUGAAGCUGAUUAAGCUGCAGCUCCAGGGUCAGCCCCUCCCUCCGUCUCUGCCAAUCAUCAUGAAGCAGACCCCGGUCCCUGUUAUGACAUCAUCAGCACGAUUCGGUAUGGGCUCAAUGCCAAACCUGUCCAUCAUGCCAACGAUGCCCAUGCUGACCCCGAUGCCCGUCGGCUCCUCCGUGACCUCCAUGACGUCUCUGACCUCUAUGCCAGCUGUGCAACCUCUGCUGCCUCUGAUCCCUGACUCGCUCAGCAUGCCGGCCUUACCCAACGGCACUGCCACGGUGCUCACGCCAGCCCCAGUUCUGAGUAAAUCUCACUCCCUCUUGGACUUGGCUUCCAGCAGCUCAAACUCCUCCUCCACCACUUCUCUGGCAAGCAACUCCCCAAAAACCGGAACAUCUGAUUGGGCAGUACCUCAGUCGUCCCGCCUUAAAUACCGCCAGCAGUUCAACAUCCUGGACAAGCUGAUGACCGGAUACCUGUCAGGUCCACAGGUCAGGAAUGCUCUCACUGCUUCUAACCUCACCCAGACCCAACUCGCCACCAUUUGGACUCUGGCAGAUGUGGAUCGUGAUGGUCAGCUGCGAGCAGAAGAAUUUAUUUUGGCUAUGCACCUCGUGGACAUGGCCAAAACGGGCCGUCCGUUACCUCUGACCCUACCUGCUGACCUCUUGCCACCAUCUUUCAGAACCGGAAAGUCAUGUGACCUACCAAAUGGGUCCGUUUCUCUAAUCGGCAUUGACUUCAUCGAACCAGAACCUGCACACAAGAGCAAGAACAAUGUGUCGUUUGAGGAUAAACUGCGGGAGAACUUCCAGCGAGGCAGCAUGGAGCUGGAGAAGCGGCGCCAGGCCCUGCAGGAGGAGCAGCGGCGUGAGCAGGAGAGACGGAGAGAGGAGGAGCGACGGGAGGAGGAGAGGAGGAGGCUGAGAGAGAGGGAGGAGCAGGAGCGGAGAGAGAGAGAGGCUCUGCGCAGACAGAAGGAGGAGGAGCAACGCAUGGAGAGGCAGAGAGAGAUGGAGAGACGGAGGGAGGAGGAGAGGCUGAAGGAGCUGGAGAGACAGGAGGCGGCAGAGCGACAGAGACGGAUGGAGUGGGAGAGGACUAAACGGGCGGAGCUGCAGGCUCAGAGUGAAAAAGAGAAGAGAGAUAUUGAAAGACUCACAGCCAGGAAGAGGAGUCUGGAGCUGGAGCUGGAGGCUGUGGGCAACAGACACAAGCAAAUCUCGGACCGUCUCCGUGAUGCCCAGAGCAAGAGGCGGGUCCAGAGGGCGGAGCUAGAGCUCAUCAAUCAGAAGAGAGAUGGACGCAUCGCUGACAUCAACUCUCUACAGCUGCAGUUUGAGGAUGUUCAGAGACAGCUGAGUAGUCUGGCUCCAGAGAAAAAGAGACUGACGGAAAAACUAAGAGACCUCACACAGACCAACUCUAUCUCCUUUCUCCUUUUCUCAGGUGCAGGAGUGAAUGAUGUGAAGAGGAAUAAGUGUGAGAAGGAUCUGAGCUGCCGGAAGCUGAAGGAGCAAUUGGAUGCUCUGGAGAGGGAGACCACGGCCAAGCUGUCUGAGGUGGAGCGUUACAACCGAGACGUGAAGUUAGUGGAGAUGGAUGACUGUAUGCUACAGGGACUUCUCUCUUUGCUGGGCUGUCUAACCAAUCUCUUCCUUCUAAUCAAGGAGCUGAGAGAGAGGCAGCGGCAGCAGCAGGCCGUGCUGGAGCAGCUCAACCGCGUGAAGUUGGAGAAAGUGAAGGAGCUGCAGAGACGGAGGCAGGAAGAAGAGGAGAAAAGGAGGACAGAGGAAGAAUUGGCCAGACAGGCCAAGCUGGAGCAGGAGCGGCUGCAGAAGGAGGAGGCUGAGCGCCAGAGGAGGCUUGCUCAAGAGAGAGAAGCCAAACUCAGAGAGGAGCAGCAACUCCAGACCCAGGCCCGACUCCGUGAAGCCCAGGAGAAGGCCGCACAGCAGGAGAGGGAGGAGAGAGAGAGGGAGGAAAGGAGGAGAGCGGAGGAGAGAGAGAGGGAGGAGAAAAGAAGAGCAGAAGAGAAAGAGAGGGAGGAGAGAAGGAGAGCAGAAGAGAAAGACAGCAAGGAUAAGGGGGGUGAUGGAGUUAAUGAACGAGGGAUAAAUCCUGUGAACAGCACAAAAGUUGAUCUUCAGUCACAGCUCUCUGCACUGUUCAACAGUACAGCAAACGCAACAGGUACAAGUGUACAACCAACUGGUUUCGAUGUUCAAGGCAAGAAGAGCACGCUGAGCACCUACAGAGCGCUUUAUCCCUUCACUGCCCGUAACUCUGACGAACUGACGCUGGAAGCAGAUGGUCUGAUAGAGGUGGAUGAGUCCACGGUGAGGGAGCCUGGCUGGCUGUAUGGCACCUACCGAGGCAGCAGUGGCUGGUUUCCUGAGAGUUAUGCUGAGAAAACCUGUAAAAAUGAUGAGACAGAUUCGACAGCAGCUGCUACACACAACACAGUGCCCCCUAGUGACUACUCCAGGAUCCCUCGAGUGGAUAUAGAGGGACCAACACCUACACACACUCCUGCAGCAACGCACACACAACACACACAGGCCGUAGCUGUGUGUGCGUGGACAGCUACCACGGACACACAGCUCGGCUUCACUAAGGAUGAUAUCAUCACGGUUCUGGAGCAGCAGGAGAACUGGUGGUAUGGAGAACUCGGGGAGAACCAAGGCUGGUUCCCCAAAACCUACGUCUCCUUGGUGACCGCCACCAACAACACACACACAGAGCCUUUGUAUUCCACUGUCGAUGAUCUGGACCUGCCCGACUCUGUUCUGUUUGAAGAAUAUGUGGCUCUUUACACGUAUGAGAGUCCCGAGUCAGGUGACCUGACAUUCCGAGCUGACGACGUUGUCUUGGUAAUGGAAAAAGAGGGGGAGUGGUGGAAAGGCUGCAUCGGCGACCAAUCAGGACUCUUCCCAUCUAACUACGUCAAACCCAAAGACUACGACUCUGCCAAAGCUGGUGCUUCAGGUAAAAAGCCAGAGAUUGCGCAGGUAACGACAGCCUGUAAGGCCAUGACGGCAGAGCAGCUGAACGUGACUCCGGGGCAGCUGAUCCUCGUUCUCCAUAAGAACUCCUGUGGCUGGUGGCUGGGAGAACUGCAGGCUCGGGGUAAGAAGCGUCAAAAGGGCUGGUUUCACUCCUCAAACGUCAGACUGCUGGAGCCCAACAGUGGUAAAACCACUCCUGCGCCCCAGCCACUGUGUCAGGUCAUUGCCAUGUAUGACUACAAAGCAGCCAAUGGGGAUGAGAUGACAUUCCAGAAAGGUCAGCUGAUCAACGUCCUCAACAAGGACGACUCCGAUUGGUGGAAAGGAGAAAUCAACGGGGUCACCGGGCUCUUCCCGACCAAUUACGUCAAGAUGACUACAGAGUCUGACCCCAGCCAGCAAUGGUGUGCAGACCUUUUGAGCUUAGACUCCAUGAGUUGUGAGGAGAGGAAGAGGCAGGGCUACAUCCACGAACUCAUUGAGACGGAGCAGACGUACGUACAGGACCUGGAGCUGGUGCUUGAGGUGUUCUACAAACCCAUGAGCGAGUCGGGCCGCUUGACCGAGGCUGAGAUGAGUGUGAUUUUUGUGAACUGGAGAGAGCUGAUCAUGUGCAACACCAAACUGCUCAAAGCUCUACGUGUGCGUAAGAAGACGGCAGGUGAACGCAUGCCCGUGCAGGUGAUCGGAGACAUCCUGUCCUCUGAGCUUUCACACAUGCAGGCCUACAUCCGCUUCUGCAGCUGCCAGCUGAAUGCAGCCGUCUUGCUGCAACAGAAAACCGACGCCUUGGCAGAUUUCAAGCUCUUCCUAAAGAAAAUUGCCACUAAUUACAGGUGUAAAGGAAUGCCGCUGUCCAGCUUCCUGCUGAAGCCCAUGCAGAGGAUCACACGCUAUCCUUUACUCAUCAGAAAUAUUUUGGAAAACACUCCAGCAGGACAUGUGGACCAGGUGAACCUUCGGGAGGCGCUGGAGAGGGCGGAGCUUCUGUGCUCGCAGGUUAAUGAGGGUGUGAGGGAGAAGGAAAACUCAGACCGACUUGAGUGGCUGCAGAACCACGUGCAGUGUGAAGGGGUCAUCGAGCAUUUGGUCUUUAACUCUCUGACGAACUGCCUGGGUCCUCGCAAGCUGCUGCACAGCGGGCGUGCGUGGAAGGCUAAAAGCAACAAGGAGCUCUGGGCCUUCCUGUUCAGCGACUUCCUGCUCUUCACCUACACCUCCAAACAGUUCUCUUCAAACACAGACCGACCCUUCAGCCCCAAGUCCAACACCGUCUACAAGAUGUACAAAACGCCUGUGUUUUUGAAUGAAGUGUUGGUUAAAAUGCCGUCUGACCCAUCCAGCGAAGACCCGAUCUUUCACAUCUCACACAUCGACCGUGUGUACACGCUGAAAGCUGACAGCAUCAAUGAGAGAACCACAUGGGUCCAGCGAAUCAAAGCAGCAUCAGAGCACUUCAUAGAGACGGAGAAGCUGAAAAGAGAAAAGGCUUACCAAGCCCGCUCUCAGAAGACAAGUGGCAUUGGACGUUUGUUAGUAACAGCUCAGGAGGCUGUUGAGCUAAAACCCUGCAAGCCUAAUGGUAAGAGUAACCCGUACUGUGAGCUGUCGAUGGGAGCACAGUGCUACACCUCACGGCCUCAGAAUGACACAGUCAACCCUAAAUGGAACUUCAGCUGUCAAUUCUUCAUCAAAGACCUGUACCAGGACGUCCUGUGCAUCACUGUGUUUGAGCGGGAUCAGUUCUCUCCUGACGACUUCCUGGGUCGCACAGAGGUUCCCGUGGCAACCAUAAAGAAGGAUCAGGAUGGCAAAGGUCCGCUGACUCGGCGUCUGCUGCUCCACGAGGUUCCCACUGGAGAGGUCAGAGUUCGCCUCGACCUGCAGCUUUAUGAGCAGACGCCACUCUUCUGACCUUGAACCUCGUACUUGCCGAACGAAACCUUAUUUUUCUAUGAAUCUCUUUUUUUUUUU